Messenger RNA from Heterostelium album PN500, 1014 nucleotides. RefSeq names its product integrase zinc binding domain-containing protein. The record is from RefSeq and is a predicted model, not a curated record. The transcript is spliced from 2 exons. NCBI's taxonomy places the organism in Eukaryota, Evosea, Eumycetozoa, Acytosteliales, Acytosteliaceae. The coding region runs from base 1 to 1014 and encodes 337 amino acids.
AUGGAUGAAGUGUUGUACAAAGAUUUAGUAGUGUUUUUUAAGAGUAAAAGUGCUAGUAUACCCAAGAAAUAUAUAGAAACUGAAAAUCAGAAAUACUUUGAAGAUUCCUUUGUCGUUGUAAGCAAUGAAUUACAUCUACAUAAUAAAAAUAAAUACUAUUGGCCAAAUAUAAAAAAAGAUAUUGAAAACUAUGCAAAGAAUUGUGCAUACUGUAGUAGAGUUAUCAAUGGAAAGAGAAAAGAUGAAUCGAGCCCUAGUAACAGUAACGAUUCCAAGAAAUCAAAGUUAUCAUCAUCAUCAUCAUCAUCAUCAACAUCAUCGACGUUAAAUCAAGAGAUGAUCAUCAUCGAUGACGAGAGUUUAACACUCGAAGAGAUACAAGCAAAUCUAUUUAAUCAUUUUCAAAGUUUAGAUAGAAAUACUUUAAAAGAUAAUGAUAAUGAUAAUGAUAAUGAUAAUGAUAAUGAUAAUGAUAAUCAAGAUAAUAUAAAUAACAAUAGUAAAAAUAAUAAUCGUAGUAGUAGUAGUAAUAAUAACAAUAUAAGUAGUAUAAGUAGCGGUACGAAUGGUAAUGGUCAACCUAGUUUAAAAAUAAAGAUUAACCUUCCAUUUAGAUCAACUUCACCACCGACAUUGUCACCACCACCAACAACUUCAUUAUCUUCAUCACCUACAUUAUCUUCUGCAACUGGUUCUAUAUCAACUGUAAUAGAACAACAACAACAACAACAAAAAAUAGAAAGAGAUAGUAGCAAUGAUCACACAAAGUUUACAGAAGUUAAAGACAAGAUGGUCGAUAUUGGAAGUCGUUUAAAUCAACUGAAAGAUAAUAUGCAAAAUUCGGUAGCCAAAAGAAUAGAUACCAUUGACUCGAUCAACAAAACCAUUCACGAGCUACACAAUAGUUUCGAUUGCAUACUCAGCAAGUCAUCAGAAAACGACGAAAAACUAGAUACCAUUGAAUCUCUACUCUAUGAUAUCCAACAACUACAAAAUAAAACAAUCAACAAUUAG